Messenger RNA from Aspergillus affinis, 7122 nucleotides. RefSeq names its product sister chromatid cohesion factor PDS5. The transcript has 8 exons. The record is from RefSeq and is a predicted model, not a curated record. Bases 1 to 7122 code for a protein of 2373 amino acids. Gene Ontology annotation, biological process: carbohydrate metabolic process. Lineage: Eukaryota; Fungi; Ascomycota; Eurotiomycetes; Eurotiales; Aspergillaceae. Gene Ontology annotation, molecular function: dipeptidase activity.
AUGCUGCGUCAAAGACAUCUAAUAACCUCUCAGAUUGGUAUCUCUAUUGACGGGUCCACUAUCCUCAAUUUCACGCAAACCACGAGCUUUUUCGGCUCGUUCGGGCUGGGUGCUUUACUCCAUCACGCCGCCAUGUUCACCAAUGUCUCGUUGACUGCAUUCGGCACCGAAACGUACAGCUCACGCUUGACCAGCAAUUCUGACUUGCAGGAUUAUCUUCUACACACCAACCCCUUGCCAGUUGAGGUCGAUGGGUCCCGCAGGGAUCGGAUUGACUACGCUGGUGAUUUGGAUAUGACCACAGGCAGUGCGUUUGCAAGUAAUUAUGGCCGUGAACACAUCAAUGGCACGAUUGCCUUGUUAGGAUCCUUUCAGCUCCUGCCUGGCUUCUUCGUUCCAACCGCCAAAGUGCAACAACCACCACGUACUGCGGAUCUUUCUGCCAACAUUACAGGUCUCAUUGGAUACUCCUUCAGUAUGGUGAGCGCCAUGGCACAGUACUAUGAGCAGACCGGUGAAACGGACUUUCUCUCUAGCUGGGCCCCCAAGGCAGCGCGGAUGCUCGACUGGGCGCAUUCCCAAGUGCUCCCGAAUGGAAUCCUGAAUAUCUCCAACCAAGCAUUUGCCGGAGACUGGAACUAUUACGACCCACAACGCCUGGACGCCCUCAGGACCGCCAUCAAUCGCCACUUCUGGAGUAACACCCUACAGGCCUACUACCACUCGGACACGCACCAGGAUUUCUUCUCCCAGGAAGCAAAUGCCCUCGCCAUCCUCAGUGACACCAUUUCCGUGAACAACACAGGCAACUUUACCGCCCGCGCCUUGUUGUCCACCAUGGCCCGCGAGCUCGAUGUUCUCGCGGGACCGCUGGCCUUCUCCCCCGCCAGCGAAGCCAGCGGAUGGUUGCAAAGGAUCAGUCUCUACGCCUCGGGGUAUCACCUCCAAGCUGCAUUCCAUGCUCGGGACGGUCCCGUGGCAAAUCAUCUGCUCCAGACGCUGUGGGGCCCCAUGAGCGACCCUAAACACACCAACUAUACCGGCUGCUUUUGGGAAGUCCUCGGCGAAGAUGGUACCCCGGGACUGGGCUCUGCUACCUCCCUCUGUCAUGCUUGGAGUGCAGCUCCAACUGCUGCUCUGAGCAGAUAUGUCCUCGGGGUCGCUCCCGCUAAGCCAGGCUACGCGGAAUGGGCGAUAACACCGCAAACGCUGGAUUUGAGGUGGGCAGGAGGCCGCUAUCCAGUCCCGCAGGGAGCGUUCGAGGUGACAUGGAGCUACGACAAUCGUGAUUUUCUACACAUGGCUGUGACCCCUCCGCCUGGUACAAAGGGCACCGUGUAUCUGCCCACCCCUCUCAGACAGAAAGGUCAAGAAAUCCAUGACAACCCCGAACUUGCAUACCAGGAACACCACGCCCACGCAACCAUUUGCACCUUCCUGGAAGAGCACACUACUAUUCCUGUGACUCGAAGCGCAUACGGUCUCGCCACGGCAUUCGAGGCCGUCAGCGGAUCUGGCGGGAAAUGUAUCAACUUCAAUGCUGAGUAUGAUGCUCUUCCCGGCAUUGGACAUGCAUGCGGGCACAAUCUCAUCGCAACGGCGAGUGUGACAGGCUUUCUGGCUUUAUCGAAUGUGAUUGAGCGAUUGGGAAUACCCGGACGGACUCAGCUGCUCGGGACGCCCGCGGAAGAAGAUGGAGGCGGAAAAAUCGAUCUGUUGAAGGCCGGCGCAUACGACAAAGCCGACGUAUCGUUAAUGAUACACCCAACUUCAGAUCGACCCUAUCUUGAACACGGUAUCACGGGAGUAGCGGGCCAGACAUCCAUCUCCUGUUUCGAUCUCAUCUGCACAUACGAGGGCGUCAGCGCCCACGCCAGCGCCAACCCCUGGGACGGAGUCAACGCCCUGGACGCCAUCGUCUGCGCAUACAACAACAUCUCAAUGCUGCGGCAGCAAAUCAAGCCCGAGGAAAGAAUCCACGGAGCCAUCAUGGAAGCACCUAAGAUCACCAACGCCAUACCCGAAAAGACAGUCACCAAGUACACCGUCCGUUCGUCGUCCAUGCAAAGAACAACCACCCUUGGAGAGCGCGUGCGUGCAUGCUUGCAAGCCGGGGCUCUCGCAACAGGCUGUAAGCUUCAUAUCGAAGAAACCCCAAUUUACGCCGACCUGCGUGUCAACGAGCCUCUCUGCGAUGAAUUUGCCAAAUGCAUGGCAGAGCAGGGCGAGAAGGUCCAGCCCGUGCAUGAUGAUCCUAUACCGGGGUCUACGGACCAGGGAAAUGUCAGCUACGCUCUUCCGGGAUUGCAUGCUAACAUUGGGAUCCCGGUCUCGAGCGGUGCGUUUCCGCAUUCUCGUGAUUUUUGUACGGCUGCGGGAGAAACAGCGGCUCAUGAUGUUAUUCUCAAGGCUGCAAAGGCCAUGGCAUUGACGGGAUGGGCUCUCUUGACUGAUGGUCCAUUGUAUGGGAGGCUUGUUCUCUUCUAUCCUAUCAUAUUCGGCCCCCUCUCUCCCAGCGCAUGGUACCUUGAAGCUUCUUUCUCUCCCCCCUCCUUCUCCUCCCUCCCUCUUCCCCCCGUCCCCUUCACCCUCGACUUCCCCGCACAAUCGUCCACAAUGCCUGCGCGCACCCGUCAAGGCCCCUCCGCCGCGACGGAGGUCGCAGAGCCUGAGGAGAUCGCCGGUGGUCUCCGCCGUCUUCACUUCAAUGAACCGCUAUCGUGGCGUGCCGGUCGAGGCGCCAUUCCCAUCGCAGACCUGCUCCAGCGCCUGCAAACCCUCGCGCAGGAGCUUCGCAAGCUGGAACAAGAGGAGGUAGAGAAGGAUUCGCUGAAGAAGGUAUCGCAGGAGCUGGCCACCGCUCAGCUUCUGGGUCACAAGGAUAAGGGAGUACGAGCUUGGGCGACGUGUUGCAUUGUCGACGUGCUGCGGCUCUGUGCGCCUGACGCGCCGUUUACCGCUAAUCAACUCAAGGAUGUGUUUACCUGCAUUGUCACCUCGAUUAUUCCCGCUCUCGGGGAUCCCGCGAACCCCUAUAACUCUCAACACAUCUACGUGCUCAACUCCCUCGCGGAGGUGAAGAGUGUUGUCCUCAUGACUGAUUUGGAUCACCCCGAUUCUCUGAUCGUUCCGCUCUUUACCAGCUGCUUCGACAUCGUCUCCGGCUCCUCGAAAGCGUCGACCGGUGAGGAGAUCGCGAAGAACGUCGAGUUCGACAUGACUAGAUUGCUUGUCACGGUUAUUGACGAAUCGCCGGUACUCGCCCCCGAGGUGGUCGAUGUGAUUGUCGCGCAAUUCUUACGGGUUGAUCCCCGUGUCUUGGAGCUUCCCGCUGGCAGGAAGGGGAAGAAAACCGAUGCGCCGGUCGAUGCCAAGCAAGGGACAUUGCUUCUAAAGGAUUACCCCCCGGCCUACAACAUGUCCAAAGCGAUCUGUCAAGCGUGUCCGGAACGGAUGACCAGCCAUAUCAGCCAGUAUUUCAACAAUGUCAUUAUCGACGUCUCCGCAUCGAAAAACGGCGCAUCGAAGAAUUCGAAUCGCCGGGUCACCCUAGACGAGGAAGAAGAGGAAGAAGAAGACAUCAAGGAAUUGAACAAAGCCCAUCGUCUUAUUCGCGAGCUGUGGAAAGCCUGUCCGGAGGUAUUGCAGAACGUGGUCCCUCAGCUCGAGGCCGAGCUCUCUGCCGAGUCCGUUUCCUUGCGCCUCCUGGCAACGCAGACCAUUGGCGAUCUGACUGCGGGAAUUGGCGUUUCCGGGCCCCCUCCGGCUCCUCCGAUGGAUCCCUCCGUCUACCCUCCGGUCACGCUGGAGGAAUAUCCCCAAACAAUUCCUCAGACGAACGUCGUUUUAACGCCAUUCUCCCCCAAACCUUUCUCUCAGGCACAUGGAUCUACUUACGAGGGUUUUUUGAGUCGACGUCUAGAUCGAUCGGCCUCGGUAAGAGCUGCGUGGGCAACCGUCGUGGGCCGGAUCCUACUGACGUCAGCCGGUGGCUCUGGGCUGAGUGAUAGCGAGGAGCAAACGCUCAUCAAACACCUAGCAUCGAUGUUGCGAGAUGCCGACGAGAGAGUUCGCGUGGCGGCAGUCGACGCAGUGAGUGAUUUCGGCCUGUCUCAUGUCGUGCUAAAGCUUGGUGCGGACGGCGGAUUUUCGUCCUCGGACUCGAUACUUUUCAUCCUCGCGGAGCGUGUCAAGGAUCGCAAGCCCCAUGUGCGAGAGCGCGCAAUGCGCACCCUGGCCCGCAUGUGGGCGGUCGCCGCUGGCGAACUUGAACAUGAUAACGAGCAGGUCGUGUCUCUUCUUGGAGAUGGUCCGUCAAAGAUCCUGGACGCCUAUUACACGAAUGACCCGGACAUUCACGUGCUGAUCGACCAUGUUCUCUUCGAGAUUCUCCUCCCGCUCAGCUAUCCUCCGAUUAAGCCCAAGCUGACUCGGGGCGGGUCGAGCCAAUCGCAAAAGCAAAAGGACUCCCAGAGCACGGAAGGCGAGGGUGAAAUCGAUGUGGACAAGGUCCGCGUUCGUCGCAUUCUCACCCUGACAAGGGGGUUGGAUGACAAAGCGAAGAAGGUUUUCUUCGCUAUGCAGGCCCGACAGAUACAGAUGAGGACCGCGAUCACGCUAUACCUGCAGGCCUGUGAAGAUUAUAAUGGUGGCGUCAUUGAGAAAGAUGAGCAGCGAAUUAAAACUCAGAUUACCCGCAUUAUUGACGGUCUGUCAAAGAUCUUCCCUGACUCCUCGCGCGCGUCUGCCGACCUUUGGAAAUUUGCCAAGGCGCAUGACCGACGAAGCUACCAGCUCAUCCGCUUUGCUAUGGCCGCGGUCAGUGACUAUCGCACCGUCGUCAAGGCUAUCAGAGAACUUGUGAAGAGAAUGCAGAACGCCAACAACAACCCUGUCCUCGAAACUCUCACCCCCCUUCUGUACCGAUGCAGCUCGCUUGUGUACAAUCGAAGUCACAUUCCGGCGAUCAUCAGCCUUUCGAGGACAAAUGAGAACGGCCUGGCCGGCCCUGCACAUGAGCUGUUGCGGGAAAUCUCCUCUCGCAAUCCCGAGGUGCUCGAAGCCCAGGUCCAGGAGAUGUGCAAAGAUAUCGAAACGCAGGCACCGAAGGCCACAACCACCAAUGACACCGGUACCGAGGAGAUCCUCAAAGCUUGCGCGGGAUUCGCAAAGAAAUUGGGAUCUAAGCUCCCCAAGGAGCGCAAAUUCUUCCUGUCCCUCGUGGACCACGCCCUCCACAGCCCAUCCCCCCAAGCUGCCAAGCAUGCCGUUUCGAUCCUUAUGGCCACCGCGGACAAGAAAGAGAUGUACGCGAAGGACCUUAUCCAGAAGUGCGUUGCCAAAUGGACUUUUGGGUCGAAUAAGUUCCUCACCAAGCUGGCCACUAUGGCUCAGCUGAACCUUCUCGCCCCCAACGAAGCGGACAGCGAGAGCGAUGCCGUCAUUUCGAUCGCCGUUAACCAGAUCCUACUCACGAAUCGGACUCCCCAGCCAGAGUCGGGCUACGUUUGGUCGGAUACAGUAGACGACGAGACUGCCGCUAAGGAAUGGGCUCUGAAGAUCAUUGUCAACCGUCUACGUGCCAAGGGAGGCUCUGAUGGCGAAGAUGACUUCCGCGCCCAUGCGGAACCGGUCUUCGAUACCCUAAAUAAACUUGUGGCUAACCAGGGUGAGUUGUCGAAGAAGGAUACUCCGGGGACGCAAAAAUCCCGGUUACGCCUCCAAGCUGCCAAGUCGAUACUCAAGCUCUGUGCAUCUCACAGUCUCUGUGACCGACUUUUUGCGCCCCGCGACUUCAAUGCUAUUGCGCUGGUUGCUCAAGACCCGGUCGCGGCAGUGCGAGUUGGAUUCAUCAAUCAACUAAAGAAACAGCUGGUGCAGACUACCCACUUGAGCCACCGUUGGUAUACGAUCCCCUUCCUGCUGGCGUUCGAGCCAAACCCAAGCCUAAAGGACAGCACUCUUACUUGGCUGCGGUCACGAGCUGCGUUCUUUUCUCAGCAGGGCAGCAGUAAGAGGACCGAGCAGACUGCCAUGGAGGCGAUAUUCUCCCGUCUGCUAUCGCUUCUUGCUUACCACCCUGACUACCCACCAGCCGAUCUAGACGAUGCCACUCAGUUGGCUGAUUUGACCGACUUCGCCCGCUACAUCCUCUUCUAUCUCUCCGCGGUGGCCAACGAGCAGAACCUGUCUCUGAUCUUCCACAUCGCGCAGCGCGUCAAGCAAGCACGUGAUGGUAUUACCAAAUCGGACGAGAUGACCGUCCGACUUCACACACUUUCAGAUUUGGCACAAGCGACUAUCCGUCGAUUCGCCGAUAUCUACUCGCAACAGCGCAAGUUUGGUGGGGGCGCCGCAGGCGGUACGAACAUUCUACAGACAUAUCCCGGGAAAAUGGGUAUCCCAAGCUCCAUCUUCGCCGCAAUGGGUAGCCACAAGGAAGCGCAAGAAGUGGCCGACAAGAACUUCCUUCCGGACGACGCGGACGACCUACUCGACCGCCUUGUGCGAUCCAUGAUGCGGACGAAAGGCGGGUCCCACGGCCAGGCAGCGGCGAAGAAGAGAAAGACGGACUCGAAUGAACCAGGUGGCGAUAUUGGCUCAGCAAAGAAAGCUAAAAAGGACAAGGCCCCCCGUGCUCGGAAACCAUCUACAGCUGCAGCCUCCAAGACGCCCAAGAAAAAGAAGAAGAACGAGGAUGACUGGUCCUCCGAUGGCGAAGGUCGGAGUGGCGAUGCAACCGCCUCUGCCCGAAGACGCAGUAGCAGAGGCAACGCCUCCAGGAGAAUCAGCUACGCAGACCGGGACAGCGAUGACGAUGACGUGGAAAUGGACGAAUGGGAUCAAGACCAAGAACAGGCCGACGAGCCCGAAGACGAUGAGGCCGACGAGAAGAGCGGAGCAGAAGAAGAAAAGAACAAUGUCAUGGAUGAAUCUUCAGACUCGGACGACUUGUCCGAACCUCCGGACGAUGAAGAAGAGGCCGAAAUAGAGCCUGAAGAACCAGAAGCCAAGGAAUCUUCACCAUCGCCAGCAUCUGCCAAAAAGGCUGCUGCCGGAAAACGUAACGCGAAACCGACGACAACGUCGCUACCCACACGACGAUCCUCACGACGAGGAUAA